CCAAACUCAUGUCUUUGGAAUUUCAGCUGCCACAAAAGACAGGAAAUGCAACCCAUUCUGCCUGUUAAACCAUAAUCCUUUCCCUCUUGCACAACCAAAGGCGCUAUACUUCCUGCAAUGUCUACACCAGCACAAUAUUAUGAAUCGUUGCCGCCUGUGAGCAAGUUCUAUGGAGUGGCCUGUUUGAUGACCACAUCCGCCUUGUAUCUUGGUCUUUACGAUCCCUGGAACAUAGCACUCUCUUACGAAGAUGUAUUCAAACGUUUCCAGGUUUGGAGGCUCGUCACCAACUUCUUCUUCCUUGGGCCAUUUUCACCCUCUUUCGCCAUCCGUCUCAUAAUGAUAGCAAGAUACGGUGUCUUACUAGAGAGAGGGCCCUUUGACAAGAGAACAGCAGACUAUGUCUGGAUGUUGAUCUUUGGAGCAUUGUCACUUUUGGUGAUGGCUGCUAUUCCAUUUCUAUGGACACCAUUCAUGGCAGAUUCGUUGGUUUUUAUGAUCGUCUAUGUAUGGAGCCGUGAGUUUCCAAAUGCACAAAUCAGCAUCUAUGGUAUAGUGACAUUGAAGGGAUUUUAUCUACCUUGGGCAUUUCUAGCUUUGGACUUGAUAUUUGGGAGUCAUUUAAUGCCAGACAUUAUUGGGAUGGUUGCAGGGCAUCUUUAUUACUUUUUGACAGUACUUCAUCCUCUUGCUGGUGGGAAGUACGUUUUCAAGACCCCUCUUUGGGUUCACAAACUAGUAGCAUAUUGGGGGAAGGGAAUCCAAGUAAAUUCUCCAGUGCAGCGUGAUCCAUCUGCUGGAGUUGCUUUCCGAGGAAGAAGCUUCCGACUAAAUGGUAAUCGAACGCAAACAAGCACGCCAUCAGAGCAGGACCAGCAGGCCCAAGCAAACAGUUCAGCUGCAAGUCAGCCUAGUUCAGGUGGUGGCGUUGCCUUCCGGGGAAAAAGUUACCGCCUUAGUGGUUAGUGGUAGUUAACCAGGCCCUCUUGUACUUGAUCUGUGGCCUAUAUGUUAUACAAGGUUUUAUGAUAUGAAUUAUCAUGCAUUUGCAGUCGGAUUUGUCAUAAAUGUAAAAGAGUUUAAAUCCUGUAUUUUUAACCUCUAAUAAUUCUACAUAUCUCUACUCUUUAUCA
Theobroma umbraticum is the source of this 1133-nucleotide messenger RNA. RefSeq names its product derlin-1.1-like. The record is from RefSeq and is a predicted model, not a curated record. Lineage: Eukaryota; Viridiplantae; Streptophyta; Magnoliopsida; Malvales; Malvaceae.